AUGGCUUUUCAAAUCCUCAAACGCAAUCUUUUCCCAGCAACAAAACCCAGGCCCCUCUCCGUCUCCCACUUCUCUUCCUCCCCACCGUCAGAUCAAACUCCAUCUCAGACCAACCCCCUAAUCUCAGACGUCGUCUCCAUCCUAACCAACCUCCGCUCCAAGACUCGCUGGAGCUACCUCCGCUCCCUCUACCCCAACGGCUUCGACUCAAAUGACUUUUCCCAGAUUGCCCUCCACAUAAAAAACAAUCCCCGUCUUGCCCUCCGCUUCUUCCUCUGGACCCAGCACAAGUCCCUCUGCAACCACAACCUCCAAUCCCACUCCACCAUCAUCCACAUCCUCGCUCGGGGCCGCCUGAGGUCCCAAGCUUACGACCUUAUUCGAACCGCCAUUCGGGUCUCUGAGUCUGAGAGUAUUGGUAGCCAUGAAUCUGAGCCUUUGAAAGUGUUUGAGAGUCUCGUGAAGACCUACAGGCAAUGUGAAUCGGCACCUUUUGUGUUUGAUUUGCUGAUCAAAGCUUGUUUGGAGUCAAAGAAAAUCGACCCCGCAAUCCAGAUAGUGAGAAUGUUGUUAUCUCGCCGGAUUAGCCCGGGAUUGAGCACCUGCAAUGCUUUGAUUCGGCUUCUUUCGCAGCGUCGAGGUGCGUAUGCUGGUUAUGAGAUUUAUAGGGAGAUAUUUGGAUUGGAUUGUGAAGUUUUAGAGCAUAAUGUGAAAAGGGUUGCUAGGAUUAGCCCCAAUGUGGAAACUUUCAAUGCAUUGAUGUUGGGUUUUUAUCAGGAUGGUCUGGUGGAGAAGCUGAAGGAGAUUUGGGACCAAAUGGCGGAUUUGAAUUGCUGUCCUAAUGGUUAUAGUUAUAGUAUUUUGAUGGCAGCUUAUUGUGAGCAAGAGAAAAUGAAUGAAGCAGAGAAGGUGUGGGAAGAAAUGAGAGCUAAGGGCCUGGAACCUGAUGUUGUUGCUUACAACACUAUGAUUGGUGGGUUUUGCAGAGUUGGAGAGAUUGAAAUGGCUGAAGAGUUUUCCAAAGAAAUGGGGUUGAGUGGAAUAGAGAGUACCGAUGCCACUUAUGAGCAUCUUAUUACUGGGUACUGUGAAAUGGGAAACCUUGAUGCAGCAAUGCUCUUGUAUAAGGAUAUGCUUAGGAAAGAUUUUAGGCCUGAGGGUUCAACAAUGGAUUCGUUGAUUCGAGGGCUGUGCGAUGAAAGUCAGGUUUUAGAAGCUUUUGAGGUUAUGAGAGGUGCAGUGAUACAUUUUGGUUUUUGUCCAACAGAGAAGAGUUAUGAGUUUCUGAUAAGAGGGUUGUGUGAGGAGGAGAAGUUGGAAGAAGCACUUAAGCUUCAGGCUGAGAUGGUGGGAAAAGGGUUUAAACCCAAUUCUGAGAUCUAUAGUGCAUUUAUCAGUGGCUAUAUGAAACAAGGAAACAAGGAAGUAGCAGAAAGGUUGAGCAAUGAAAUGUUGGAUACUCGGAAUGGGAAUUAGGUUAUUUUUGUUUGUCAAAUGAAUGAGCCCCACUCUGGAAAUUAGAAGACUUGCCAUUGUCCCUUCUGAUAUCUGAGUUGCUGCACCUUUUAACAGCGUGGUUCAGAACUUCAUUGAAACUUGAAGUUUGUUCUUUUGAACUUGGGCAGACGACCUGAAAGUGGCAUCUUAGAUUUAUGUUUCAUAUGUAGUUAAGUAAGGUGGUUUGUCCAAUGUCCAAGUGCAAGCAAACCACUUUUUAUACAGGCACAGUUCAAAACAUAUAGAAAGUACACUGCCGAAGUUGUACCCAGAAAGAUGGAUGUGGAGUGAGACAAACAAGGGGAGGUUUGCAGUGAAUCUGUUUUCGGACGAUGGACCAACAGCAGAAGAUUUCAAUGAAGGACAAGAUAUUGCCGAGAGGCAAUGAAUAUCGCCUUGAAGGGUUUCCACAGAUUCUCUCCCUUCAAGAGCACGGGUCGCAACUUUAUGCCAUGAGUGGGAGGCACCUUGCCUCUUGUCAAGAAUGGCCACAUUUAUUCCAAAAAGAUGUGCUCUCUCAGAUGUCUUGUAGUUUGCUAGAAUGAUAAUGGGAAGUAUUGACGGUGAAACCAAGAUCCUAAUGAAUCCCCCAAACGAUCUUAUAAGAGAAAGAGUUGCUAAAGUUAUAUCUAGUCGAGCAAGAUCCUAAGGAUUGCCAUAGAUACAGCAGUGUAGCUGUAGAACUCAAAACCCAAAGACAUGAAGAGAAGAUCCCAAGACAUGAACUCAACACCCAAAGACAUGAAGGAUUGCCAUAGAUACAGCAAAACUUAAAGUUAGUGGAAAAGCAAAGGCAGGUCAGUUGGAUUGGAUCCCUAUGGCGCUACCUCUGUUUCUCAUACGCAGAUGCAGAUGGGUUCAAUUGUGGGUGUGUGGAGUUUGGUUCAGUUAACAAUAUCAACUACACUUGAGCUCCUUUGUAUACUUGUAAUCUAUGAUUUGAAGCAAUAUAAACCUUUUUUCGUGCCAGAACAGAAGCAUACAACAUGUACUGGGCACACGCGAUGAAGUAAAGCACUAUUGACUUGUAAACUAUCAAUCUGUAUGGCAUGUAUUCAGCUUUUAACAAGCUUUAUACAAUGACCACCUCUCAUUAUCAGGGUGUAUGUUGAUCUUAACACUUGUCAGGUUGGAAAUAUCAUAAAUCCAUUAGUUAAUUUAUGUU
Messenger RNA from Prunus dulcis (almond), 2662 nucleotides. Its product is annotated as pentatricopeptide repeat-containing protein At2g15980. The transcript has a single exon. Lineage: Eukaryota; Viridiplantae; Streptophyta; Magnoliopsida; Rosales; Rosaceae. The coding region runs from base 1 to 1476 and encodes 491 amino acids. Gene Ontology annotation, molecular function: protein binding. The record is from RefSeq and is a predicted model, not a curated record.